CUGCUGACUGUGUUGCACAGUCGCAGGCAGAGGCUGGGGUGCUCUACUCCAUUGCCUAAGACCGACCAUACGUGGCUCCAGUGCCACAUCCUGCCCGAGGUGCUACUGCUUUCGACUAAAUAUGGCGGAUCUAGAGAGGACAACUCGAUAAAACCCGCAAAGCCCUGGUGUUAGUCGUAACCGUGCCAAUGGGCUGUAUGGCAGCUGCGUGAAUGCUGUCUUAGAACGGUGACCUCCGGAUAUCUGGCGACCUCCGGUUGUAAUUAAAUGCCUUGUCGUGAUACUGGGGGCUAUGUCACGGUCGACCUGCCCGACCCCCACACUCGUGGGAAUCAAAAUGAACUCAAGAAAACAACAACAAAUUAACCAACCAACAUACAAUCGAACAAACCAAAUAAACAACACGCACGGAAUUCGCUUAAGCGGCGCAGCCCGCAAGCGAUUCUAUUAUCUGGUCAAGAAGGGCAUGGACCCGGAGGAGGCCAAGGAGCGGGCGACGCAGCCGAUAAGCCAGGCCAUGUGGCAGACACAGCAGACCCGAGUACAAAGGCACAAUUUCAAGGGAAUUAACCCACCGCAUGAAAUGUUAGCCAUGGAACCUUCUCAAUUCAACAACAGCUUCUCAGGCUACGGGCAGUGCGGAAUUGACUGGACAGAACCUGUACAUAAUUAUCAGUCGGCGAUCGAAACCGUACAGGACAGCGGAACAAGUCCGCAGCCUGCCUACCAUCAAGCUGACAACAGCUUCUUCGACGACGGACAAUGCAGCACUGGCUGGCCGGAGCCUGCACAAAAUUAUCAGUCCACGGUCCAAACGCAACAAGUCGGCGAAAUAAGUCCGAGGCAACGACUGUUAUGUGGAGAGCUUGACUACCAUCAUGCUGACAAUAGCUUCUCAGACUACGGCCAAUUUGACAGUGGCUGGGCUGAGCCGUCGCGAAGUCAUCUUAAUCAACUAACUGUGCCAUUUGUAAACCAAUCUCGUCGAGCAUCUGUGAGGGCUAGACUCGGUGCACCUGUAAAUCGCGUGCGACGCGACAUGCCACCUGCCUAUGGCGGCAGCGGGCAAACGGAGAAAGAGGAAGACGUCGACAUACCAAAUCUAAACGUGGCCAUACUGCCCGGUGACUAUCCCAGCGAAUUGUGGACAACUGAACAGCUGGAGGCCGUGAAGAAAAGUAUUUGUGAUCUCGUGCAACGCCAGGGCGAGGGAUGUGUGAAGCCCAGUUUUGCGGGUUGCAUUUUCCGGAACGGCUGGCUCUCUGUGCACGGCAACGAUGCAGCCAGUGUAAACUGGUUGAUGGCCAUGGACACCAGGCUACGACCCUGGGCGGGCGCCUCCUUGAAAGUGCUGCCGGAAUCUGAGGUGCCAUGCAAUCGUGUAUUCGUCGGCCUCUUUCCGGCAUUGUAUAGCACGCCAGUCAAGUACACGUUACGCCUAAUCGAUGCCCAUAACGAGGGUCUGGCCGUGCACGAGUGGCGCGUGCUUCAUCGUCUACAAAGCGGACCCACCAUGAAACUGGCCGUGUCCAUCGAUGCCCACUCAGCCGAGGUGCUGAAACAAAUGGACUAUCAAUUGAACUAUGGCUUCAGUCGGGUCCACUUUCGGCCAAGAAAGAAGGCGACCAAAUAAACUCUUCAUAAUAUCUAACACACUUAA
This is a messenger RNA of Drosophila mojavensis, 1660 nucleotides long. RefSeq lists its product as uncharacterized. The transcript has a single exon. The coding region runs from base 293 to 1633 and encodes 446 amino acids. NCBI's taxonomy places the organism in Eukaryota, Metazoa, Arthropoda, Insecta, Diptera, Drosophilidae. The record is from RefSeq and is a predicted model, not a curated record.